Messenger RNA from Closterium sp. Naga37s-1, 9954 nucleotides. The record is from the annotation of a GenBank genome assembly. Lineage: Eukaryota; Viridiplantae; Streptophyta; Zygnematophyceae; Desmidiales; Closteriaceae.
AUGCCGCCACCUACCCCAGAUGCACCGUCACCCAUGCAAACCCCCGCUGCCCUCCCAGGUUCUUACAACAAACGCCAUGCCCCCGAUCUCUCUACACCGCCAUCCGCGUUAGUAUCAGCCCCUCGUUACACUCUCCACCAAUUUCGCGACACUUCGCGCCAUAAUGUCCCCAGACCGCCUCCGUUACCACCUCCACCGGUCUCAACCCUCCUCCCGCCUUCCUCCACCGACCUGCCAGUCCCAGCAGAGUCCGUUCUUGAUCUUCUCUCCGUCUACUCUUUCCUUCGCUCUUUCAGUCAGCAGCUGUUCCUCAGCCCGUUCACUCUAGACCAGUUCUGUCACGCCCUCACCACCCCGCGCGCCAGCCCACUAAUAGACAGCGUCCACGUGGCGCUGCUGCGUGUGGUGGACUACGAUCCUUCGUCAGCAGCGAUGGGAGAAGGCGGCGGAGGGGGCGCGGGAGGCGCGGGGGGCGCGGGAGGAAUGGGAGGUGCGGGAGGGGUGGGACCAAAGAAGCAGGACGAUUGUGGGAGUCUGCAUCACAGGGAGCUGGACAAAGCAUCUCUGGAUGAAAUCACCUGGCCGGAGUUUCUCCUCCUCUUCCUCUCCUCCCGCUCGUCCUCCCGCCUCAACAGCCGCAGGCUCGGCCACUCCGCCCUCGCCUCCUGCGACUACUACCUCCUCCCCGCCUCCACUAAGAUCGACUUCCUCUCGCUCCUCUGCGACGAGGCUUUAAGUAGCGGCGUGAGGGUGCGACUAGAGAUAGAGCGCCGGCAGGGGGAGCUAGAAAGGAGGUAUGCGCUGGCAGGGGUUGGUAUGGAGGAGGAAGAGGAGAAUCUCGAGGAUGUGCUUGCUCCGGUGGAAAGGCAGGGGAGGAGGAGGAGGGGGCGGAGGGGAGGAGGAGGUGAGGAGGAUGACGAGGGGGAUUAUGGGCAGGUGGGGUAUCAGAGCCUUGGGAUCUCCGCACUCGCUGCUGCUGGGGUGCCGUCGGGUAUGGCAGGGUUAUCAGUGGUUGGGACAGGUACCGGUGGUGUUGCUGAGUCAGCAGGCGCGGGAGAUGAGCUGGCAGACGGGAACGCGGACGAGUGUAAGCUAUGCGGAAUGGACGGCAAUCUGAUCUGCUGCGACGGCUGCCCGGGCGCGUUUCACUCGCGCUGUGUGGGAGUGGUGGCGGCAGCACUGCCGGAUGGGGACUGGUUCUGCCCGGAGUGUGACAUGAAGCGGAGGGCGGGCGAGGUGCUGGGGGCGGUGGUGCCCGAGGGGAUGAGAGGGGAGCAUCUGGGGGAGGAUCAGCACGGCCGGGUUUACCAUGGCUCCUGCGGCCGUGUUGUUGUGUCGGAGGAGCGUCACAAUGGCACCCACGUGGUGGCAUAUUACAGCCCUGCAGACAUCCCCAGCCUGCUGCACUAUCUAUCCACCCUCGGCCCUGCCUUUACUGCUGUCCACGAGGCUGUCGCGGCGUUUGUUGGCUCAGAACUGCCGCAGCUCGAGUCACCUGAAGACAGUGUGGAGGCACCUGAAGGGGAUUCUGAGGCAGUUGAAGAUGAUGUGGCGGUACCUGACGAUGGUGUAGAAGCACCUGAGGGUGGGGUGGAGGCACCUGAGAUUGAACCUGAACAGCUGCACGGCGCAGCUGACGUGGAGAUGCGGGACGGGGAUACUAAUGAAGGGGAUACUAAUGAGGUAGAAGAGGUAGGAGAAGGAGCUGCUGUUGCUACAGGUGAAGAUGACGGGGAUGUAGCGGAGGUUAAGGCGGAGGAAGAAGCUACAGCCGAGAUAAUGGCGGAGGAAGGGGAUGCAGCCGAGAUGAAAGCGGGGGAAGGGGGUGCAGCCGAGAUGAAAGCGGGGGAAGGGGGUGCAGCCGAGAUGAAAGCGGGGAAAGGGGGUGCAGCCGAGAUGAAAGCGGGGGAAGGGGGUGCAGCCGAGAUGAAAGCGGGGGAAGGGGGUGCAGCCGAGAUGAAAGCGGGGGAAGAAGCUAUAGUCGAGAUAAAGGGGGCGGAAGGGGGUGCAGCCGAGAUAAAGGCAGAGGAAGGAGGGAUCGUUGAGAUAAAGGGGGGGGAAGGAGGGAUCGUUGAGAUGGUCACAGCAGAGGCGGCGGAGGAGGAUGGAGAGGAAGAGGGAAGACGGGAGGGGGAAAGACGGGAAGGUGUGAAGGUAGAAGAGGGAGCGAAUGGGGCUGGAGAGUGUUGUGUAGAUGGGAGUGCAGGUGGGGGCGCAGAGGGUGCAGAGGGAUGUGUGGAUGUGAGUGCAAGAGCGGGUGCAGAGGGCUGUGUGGAUAUGGGAACAGGUGGGGGCGCAGAGGGCUGUGCGGAUGGAGGUGAGACUGAGUGCGCAGAGAAGGGUUCAGACGACGGUGCAGACGGUGUUUCUAUUGGGAGCGCUUGGGAUCUGGCAGACGAGGCUGUAGGGGACGAGGCUGUAGGGGUUGUUUCAGAAAUGGUUGGGGCCGCAGAUUUGACUGAGACAGCAGAGGCGGCGGUUGGGGCGGAUACGGUAACUGCUGGUGAUGUAGGAACGGGUGUAGGAGGGAGUGGAAAGGCAGAAGGGGCAGAAGUGGCAGAGGCAGGAGAUGGUGGAAUGGCAGAAACAGGAGAAGCAGAAGCGGCAGAGAUAGGAGAAGCAGAGGCACAAGGAGAGGAGGAUCCCAUGCAGACGGACCUCUCUUUUAAGCCGGGAGGAGAGCGGAUUGCCCGGGUGGUGGCGAGGCUGUGGGAGAGGCUCGGCGUGGGUGCUGCUGGGGAGGUUGCAGAAGCUACUCCUGCUGCUGCCACUGGUGCUGGUCCUGCUGAUGGCGAGGUGCGGAAGAGCCUGUCUCAGGCAACAGCAUUGAACGGAGUGGCAUCACAAGAAGCCUUGCAGGCAGAGCAGGCGAAACAUCAAGCACAGCAGGCAGAGCAGGCGGAACAUCAAGCACAGCAGGCAGAGCAGGCGCAGUGGGUAACGAGGGUGGAUAAAGCAGAGAGGGCAGAGCGAGCAGAGCGGGCGAGAGAAGGAGAUCUUCUAGAGCCGUACACGAACCGCUACGCCCUGGGGGAGGUAUCCUCAGCGCUAGCCCUCGAGCUCUGCUCCGCAACCGAAGCAGCCGCACAGGAGGUGGAGAGGAGAGGCACAGGAGGCAGUAGAGACGAGGAGGACUCAGAGCACAGAACGAGGCGGUCUGGGCGGCGGUCUAAGGGGCUUAUGUCAGUAACAGAGCAGAUGAGAGUGUUUGCGAAGUGCAUGCCUGCUGGGUACUGGCCGAUGUAUGCCAGUUUCUCCGGCCGGGUUGGGGCUGCAGGGGCAGCAGGGGCAGCGGGAGCAGGGGGUAGAAGCUCUGCUGCGGCGGCAGCGGCAGCGGCAGCGGCAGCGGCAGGGGCGGGUGUUUUCAAGGAGCGGUGUGGUUGGUGUGCGCACUGCCAGGCGGCUCAUAGGAAAUACUGCCUGCUUGUCUCCGCUGCCCGUGCUGCCUCUGCGACUGCCACUGCUGCCGUGGCUGUCGGGAACGUCCGGGCUGCUAGUCAGCGCAGGCUCGGGGGAGGUCUGGCGGGAGGCUUGGGAAAGGGAAGAGAUUUGGAGGGGUUUGGUGUGGGGGGAGGGGUGGGGCUGGGAGGGGUGCGGGGCAUGAAGGGGGAGGAGGCGUCAAGAGAUGGGAGGCUGGAUGCUGUAGUGACACGGUUGAUGUACCUGGAAGGGCAGCUGCACCCUCUGCUGGAAGGCCCUUGGAACGAUUUCAACUGGCGCCAGCACUGGCGGCAGCGCGCAGUGCAAGCCACUACUCUACUCCAAGCGAAGCAGCUUAUAAAGGAGGUGGCUCGUUCCCUACGCACCGUCGCCCUCUCCUCCCAUUGGUCGGCGGAACCAGAGCCACCCGCUCCCCUCCCAACCAGCCUCCCGUUACAAGCACACCCAGUGCCUGUCACCCCUGCUGCUGCCCCGCGCCUCUCUGGCCGAAGGCGGAAGUCUCAAGGAGGGAGAGGAGGGGCAGGGAGUGUGUUUGGAGGAGGGGGGAGAGGCGGGGGAGGAGCAGGGGCAGAUAAGCACUCCCCUUUUCCCUUUUCCCCUCCUGUCUGCCCACUGCCCUUCCUCCCAUCGAUCUCCCUCCCUCGUCUCCCUCAUAGGGGCUUUCAAGGAGCCUCAAAGGGUUGCUGUCUUCAGAGUGCUGUUCGCCAACCGCCUCUUCCCCCACAUUUCCAAUUGUUCCCAUCCUCUCCCUCCUCUGAGACGCCUCAAACCUCCCCUUGGCUCCCACCUCCCGCCCUCCUCCCACCCACAGGCGGCUUCAAGAAGCUCCCAGGGCUGCUGUACGGAGUGCCAUUCGCCAGCCAGCGAGGGGUGCCAGUGCGAGCAGAGAAGGUGGCGUGGGAGGCGAGGGUGGAUGCUGCCCGCUCCGUCGCCCACCUGGCCCUGCAGCUGCGAUCUCUUGAAGGGCUUAUGCGGCUUCAAGAAGCUCCCAGGGCUGCUGUACGGAGUGCCAUUCGCCAGCCGCCGAGGGGUGCCAGUGCGGGCAGAGAAGGCGGCUUCAAGAAGCUCCCAGGGCUGCUGUACGGAGUGCCAUUCGCCAGCCGGCGAGGGGUGCCAGUGCGGGCAGAGAAGGUGGCGUGGGAGGCGAGGGUGGAUGCUGCCCGCUCCGUCGCCCACCUGGCCCUGCAGCUGCGAUCUCUUGAAGGCCUUAUCCGAUUAGACCAAAUCAACACCGCUGCCGGUCCCCCCGCUGUUGCCGUUCCUGCCGCUGCCGCCGCUGCUGUAGCUUCUGCUGCUGCCGCUGCACGUGCCGCUGCUGCUGGUGGUGCUGCUGCUGCUGUUUAUGGGGAUGGUGAUGACGUGGAGGAGAGCUGGGUCUCGUUGUGUGACGUGGCGUCGCGUGAUUCGUUCGUUCUGGAUAAGGACUUUCGGCCGCCGUUUGUGAAAGGGAGGAGGUGGAAGGCGGAGAGGGGGGUGGAGUAUCUGCUAGUUGUGAAGAGUGAGGAGGAAAGGGAGGAGGGAGAGGAUGAGGAGGAUGGGGAAGAGUGUGACUCGGAAGAGGAGAGAAAGAGGAAGAAGAAGAGGGCGAGGGAGAGGUUGAGGGCGUGGAGGAGGAAGCAGAGGGAGGUGAUUGAGGGAGUGGGGGCAGGGGCCGGUGUCAAGGAGAGGAAAGGGAAGGCUUUGGUUAAACAUGAAGUGGAAAAGAUCAAAGAGGAGACGGUUAGAGAGGAGGUGGUUAAAGAGGAGUUGGAGACGGUUGGAAAGGUAGAGGCGAAGACCAGGGGGAGUGAAAGGAAGGAGGAUGUGGAAGUGAAGGGAGUGGGAGUUAAGGAGGAAAGGAAGGAAGAGGUGAGGGAAGUAGCGGUUCAGGAGGGUUUGGGGGCAGAGAGGGAGGCAAAGCGAGUGAGAAGAGGGGAGGGGGGGGAAUGGGAGGCAGGGGGAGGAGGGGCAGUGGGAGGGGAGGGAGGUGCAGGCGGAGAAGACGAGGAGAAGGAUCGCUGUAACGCCGCUGGUGAGAGCGCUGGUGGAGAGGCGAACGCUGACGAAGAGUUGAACGUUGAUGACAAGGUGAACCCUUGGAAACGAAGGAGGAAGGCAGGUGGGAAGGAGGGGAAUGUGACUGCAGAAGUGGGGGACGCUGGGGAGGGGGCACCUGGGAAUAGAGAGGCGAAUGAAGGAUGCACAGGAGAUGAAGAUGGAUGGGGAGGGGAUGGAGAGAGGAGUGAGGGAGGGAAGGAGGAGAGUGAGGAGGAGGAGGAGGAAUACGAAGAGAGGGACGAGGAUCUGUUUGAUGCGGUGGAAGGGGAGAGGGGAGGGAAGGACGGAGGGAAGGACGGAGGGAAGGAGGGAGUUAAGGAGGUAGGGGUGCAAGGGGAGGGUAAGGCAGGGAAGAAGCGUAAGCGGGAGCUGAAGCCUGAAAUCAUUCCUGAGGGCAGCCGGAGAGUGACGAGAAGCCGAGUGAAGGAGGAGGAGGGCGGGGCGAAGAAGGGCGUGGGAGAGAAGGGGAGAGCUGAUGCGAAGGCUGCGGUUGAGGAUGUGGUGAAGGGAAGAAAAGGUGGGGUGAAGGGGGGUGUAAAGGCAGGGAAGAAAGGGAAGGAAGAGGAGGAAGAGGAGGAGGAGGAGGAAGAAGGUGUGGUGAUGGUGAAGGAAGAUGAGGAGGUGGAGGAGAUGGAAGCGGUGGAGGAGGUUGGUGAGGAGAAAGGUGAGAAAGGGGGAAGGGGAAGAGUGGAAGGGGGCAGAGGGAGGAGUGUAGAUGUUGCUGAUAAGAACAAGUUGCGGCUUGUGGAGAAACAGGAGAAGGAGACAGGGGAGGAAGGGCAUGGACAAGUAGUAGGGAAGGUAGAGAGGAAGAUUGAGAAAAUGAGAGAAGUGCAGGAGGUAGAGGAAGCAGAAGAGAGUGACGAGGAAGGGCAAGAUGAUGACGAGGAGGAGGAAGAAGACGAAGAUGGGGGAGUGUGGGUGCCAGAGAGGCUAGUCCCAUUGGAGCUGAUCCGAGAGUUUGAGCACCGGAGGAGAACAGAGAUCUGGGAGGAGCAUGCUAAGGUAGUCAGAGCAGAGAGAGAGGCAGCCGAGGCGGCCGCCAGGGCUGUUAUUGUUAAGUACAUGAGGGAGAAGGUGCGGGCGAUGAGGGAGAGACGAGAGCUGAUGGUGCAGGCAAUGGUGGCUCAGUGUAGAGAGAUGGAGGGGAGGAAGCGGCGGGGGAAGGAGAAGCAGGGGCAGGGGCAGGAGCGGGAGGAGAAGCGGAAGCGGGAGAGCGAGAGGGGGCGGGAGCGGGAGCGGGAGAGGGAGGCGAGGGAGCAUGAGAAGGAGGAUCGGCGGGAGCGGAAGGAGAGGGUGAAGGAGGAGAGGGAGAGGGAGCGGCAGCGGCGGUUGGAGGAGAGGGAGAGGGCGAGGAGGGAGAGGGAGCAGGCAUCAAUGACGAGAAUGUCACAGGUGGUGGGGGCGGAGGUGCAGGCGAGAAUCGUGGCGGAGGCACGGGGGAGAAUGCAGAGGGAGAUGGAGGAGAGGUGUUCUGCUCUGUAUGCCCGACUGGUGGCUGUGCAGAGUCAAGCAGGAGGUGCAGGAGCAGGAGGAGGAGGAGGAGGAGGAGGAGGAGGAGGAGGAGGAGGAGGAGGAGGAGCAGAGGCGGUGGUGGAUCCGUGCAGGGUCUUCAUAUGCGUUUCCUGUAAAGCCUUGACCCAUGCCACAUGCCUCUCGCCCCCCGACCUCCUCCCUCCGGCCUUCCAAUCCGCCCCUCCCACUGAGCCAUUCCCAUCCCCAUCCCCAUCCCCAACACCGUCCCUUCUAUCCCUCCACCUCGUCUGCCUCAACUGUGCCUUCUCCGUCUCCCAACAAGACGCUGCCUCUGCCACUGCUGCUUUGGCUGCUCUACCUCAUUUGUCUCACUCUGACUCACGCAACAUGCCUCUCGCCCCCCGACCUCCUCCCUCCGGCCUUCCAAUCCGCCCUUUCCACGGAGCCAUCCCCAUCCCCAUCUCCCCCUUCCCUCCACCUCGUCUGUCUCAACUGUUGUGCAAGCAGGGGUAUGAUGAGAGCCGCCUCUAUGUUGCCUGCAACUUCUGUGAUUCCUGGUUUCAUGGUGAUACAUUACAGCUCGACGAAAAGCUCGACAUCCCCAUCCUGCUCUACCUCAAGUGCAACCGCUGCCGUAAGAUCGCCAACAAGCUGCAUCCCUGCCGUCCAAACCACGUGGACCCCUUGGAUUGGCCGCCACAUGGCGCUGCCGCCCCUGCUCUUGACGAAACACCAGCAGAAGUGGCAGCAGGAGGAGGAGCAGGGGGAAGGGGAGGAGCAGGAGGGGCAGGUAAGGGAGGGAAGGCGGGAGGAGGUGGAAGAGGAGGGGGGAGGAGAAAAAGCAGCAGGGGAGCUGGGACAGUGGAGCAGUCUCCUGGCUAUCCUGUUGGUGUUGCUGGUGGUGAGGCAAUGAUGGGUCAGGCCACCGGAACAACAGUGACUGCAGGGAACGCGGUAGCACCAGGUGUGAUUAUAACGGCAGAGAACAUCGACCCUGAUUCGUUCUUCGACUCGCAGCUGACAGCAACAGCUGGUUUUUCUGCUGCGGCUGCUGGUGCUGGUGGUGCUGCCAGUGGCGCUCAGCUGUUGCAAGAACAGCAAUGGCAGUUGCAACAGCAGUAUCAGCAGCAAUAUCAGCAGCAGCAGCAGCAGCAGCAGCAGCAGCAGCAGCAGCAGCAGCAGCAGCAGCAGCAGCAGCAGCAGCAGCAGCAGCAGCAGCAGCAGCAGCAGCAGCAGCAGCAGCAGCAGCAGCAGCAGCAGCAGCAGCAGCAGCAGCAGCAGCAGCAGCAGCAGCAGCAGCAGCAGCAGCAGCAGCAGCAGCAGCAGCAGCAGCAGCAGCAGCAGCAGCAGCAGCAGCAGCAGCAGCAGCAGCAUUUUGGACAGCAAAUGGGAACACAGCAUGCAAUGUUUCCCCAUCAGGUGGAGUCUGGUCCAGGUGGAUUUUCAGGGGGAUUUCCAGGUGGGCUGUCAGGUGGGUUGUCAGGUGCAUUCCCUGGUGGUUUUCCAGGCGGCAAUCUUCCUGCAGCAACAAAAGCAGGUGGUGGCAGCAGAGGAGGAAGUGGGAAAGAAGGGAGACGAGGGGCAGGAUUAACAGAGGCAGCAGCAGCAGCAGCAGCCGCUGCAGCUGCUGCAACCGGAGGAGUGGGGGCAGGAGGGAGAGGAGGGGCAGGAGCAGGAGGAGUGGGAGGAGCGGGAGGAGGGGCAGAGGGGUCAGGCAGAAGGUUGCGACCACGCAGGCCGCGAUCAGCAUCUACUGCGGAUAAAGGGGAGGUUAUUAACGAGGCUGCACAGCAGAACAGUGCAAGCAGCGCCUUUCGAGUUGAAGCCCCGAUUGAAGCGCCGAUCGAAGCCCCGAUGGAAGCCCCGAUUGAAGCCCCCCCGAUGACUCCGGGGCAGCUGGUAGCCAUGAUGGAGUCUCUGCUGCUGGCGCGGGGGUUUGACCCUGCGAGAGCAGCGGCCGUGGCAGCUGGCGUGAGGGAUGGGGACCCAAACGCUGUCGAGGUCGUGAACGCUGCUUUCAGUGCCAGCCACGAGUGUGGGUCUGCUGAGCAGGUGGGGGCAGAGCAGGUGGGGUUGCAGGAGGGUAUUGGUGCAGGGCAGGCCAGUUUGCAGGAGGGUGUUGGUGCAGGGCAGGCAGGUUUGCAGCAGGGGGUUUCUGCCUCAGUGGAUGGUGCUGGUGGUGUGGGGCUGGCGGAUCGCAAGUUCGGGCCGUCGCUUGACAUGAUCCGCGAUUUAGAGCUCUCCCGCGCGGACCGCGAGAUGCUGCACGUGCUGCGCCGCUUCCGCUGGCAGCGCGAGGAGCUGGCGCUGCAGGUGCCGCGGCGGGAGAGGAAGGUGGCGUUCAUGUUCCUCACAAAAGGGGCUGUACCGCUGGCUCCGCUCUGGGAGAGAUUCUUCAAGGGCCACGAGGGGCGGUAUUCCAUCUACGUGCAUGCCUCCCCAGACUACACCUUCCCCAAGAACGCCUCUACCCUCUUCAGCAACAACACCAUCCGCAGCGAGCAGGUGGGAUGGGGGCUACCCACCAUGGUGGACGCGGAGAGGCGCCUUAUGGCUGCUGCUCUUGCGGAUCCAGCCAACCACCGCUUCGUGCUGCUCUCCGAAUCGUGCAUUCCCGUGAAGAGCUUCAACUACAUCUGGGACUACCUGAUGGGCACUCGCUACAGCUUCGUCUCCAGCUUCUUCAUUGAUCGCCCGGUGUGCUCUGGCCGGUACGACAAGCACAUGCAGCCCAAGAUCACACUCAGCCAGUGGCGGAAGGGGUCGCAGUGGUUUGCGGCCACGAGGCGGCAUGUGAACAUCAUCAUCGAUGACGACAGCAUUCAUGCACUCUUCCAAAAGUACUGCCGGAUAAAGGAACCCAGUCGAGUGGCCAACCGCACCAUCACCUAUGCGGACUUCCCUCAACACCAUUCUCCUUCGUCUAUAAAGGAACCCAGUCGAGUGGCCAACCGCACCAUCACCUAUGCGGACUUCCCUCAACACCAUUCUCCUUCGUCU